Messenger RNA from Penaeus chinensis, 2187 nucleotides. RefSeq lists its product as uncharacterized. The coding region runs from base 1 to 2187 and encodes 728 amino acids. Gene Ontology annotation, molecular function: ligand-gated monoatomic ion channel activity. Gene Ontology annotation, cellular component: membrane. NCBI's taxonomy places the organism in Eukaryota, Metazoa, Arthropoda, Malacostraca, Decapoda, Penaeidae. The transcript has 13 exons. The record is from RefSeq and is a predicted model, not a curated record.
AUGCGCGGGUGGGAAGCGUGUCGCCGCGAGGGUCAGGCGCGCCGUCGCUGGGGCCAGAUUGAACCCGAGGCUGAUACUGAAACUUUCCUCGGAUCUUCCUUUACUGAGGCCGAAAGCAAUGGCAUCAAGUCUCCCAGUCACCGCGAUGGGUUCGUGCAGAAGGGGGGCGCGGGGGAGUUGCACAAACGCCCUGCAAUAUCCGAGACUUCAGCCAGCCUGCCAUCACGCCGUCUUCUCUCUAUCGCCGACGUGGAGCAGAGACCUCCGCGAGACGACUCCUCCCUGGCGCGGCUGCUGCUGGAUGUCGUCGGGCGUGAGAUGCGCGACUGCUCCCUCGUCCUCGCUACUGACGGACGCUUGGAGACGUCCCAGGCCACGAGACACCUGCUGGCUCUCCCGAAUGCGAGACAGGUCGUGCACGUAGAGAGCGCCAAAGACUUGAAGGACUUGAAUUGGAUUAAGUCUUCGUGCGGAGGAUAUUUUUUCCUUCUGGGCGACCCGACGCCGUUGCUCACUUUCGGGGAAGAGGACCAACACUUCUGGGAUUAUGAAGGGAAAUAUGUGAUUGUGGGGCUCUCGAUCGAUCAGUUAAAUCAGUUUACCCGAACCAACAAAGGCAAAAAGACUGAGCAUAUAGUGGGGGUUGUUCAGACCGGGCGCGAGGGGGAGUACAGCCUGUGCAUGAAUCAGCUGUACUGGGGCGAGGGUGUUGCAUGCGUCAACACGUGGCUGCAACAGAGGCGGUCGCUUGAUGCCGCCAUCUUCCCGGAUAAGAUCUCGAACUUGCGCCAGGCCGUCUUGAACGUCGUGCAGUUCGAGAUCCCGCCCAGCAUCGCCUACCACCGGAGGCCCGACGGCUCGCUGUUCAUCUUCGGCCAAGAGGUGGAGCUCGUGCUGCUGCUGGCCCGCUUCUUCAACUUCACCGUCAGCUACCAGUGGCCGCCUCCGGGUGAGAGGGACGCCGUGCUGAGAUAUGGCGAGUCGAGUACUCCAGAGCUCAGGUUGUUGCCAGCUUUCCCUUUCCUGACAGACAGUAUACCAGUGCCUUCCUUCUCAGGGGAGAUGUGGGGCGAGAAGGUGGCCAACGACACGUGGAACGGCCAGGUGGGGAUGCUGGGGCGCGGGGAGAGCGACUUGGCCAUCUCUAACAGGUACAUCACGUCCCAUCUCGGACGCUUCGAUUUUGAGCACUACAGCGACCCUUAUGAUGCUGAUAGGAGCUGUUACUUGGUUCGUCUGGACCCGCCUCUCCCUCGCUGGCAAAAUUUGGGCUUUCCCUUCCAUAUGAUCACGUGGUUUGCUAUCCUUGGCGGGCUGCUUCUCACGGGCCCCGUCCUCUACCUCUUCGCUCGCGCUUCCACGGGUCCGAGUGGACACGACCCCUUAGGAAGACACUCCUUUAUCUACUCGUGCCUAUACAUGGUGGGCAUUCAUUUCCGAGAAUCCCAGACGGUUCUCCCGCGUAACCCAAGCACCCAGGUCCUGGUGUCGUUCAUGUGGGUGUACGCCAUCAUCCUAACCACCGGCUACAGCAGUAAUCUAACCGCCUUUCUCACCGUAACGAGGCAACCAAACAGCAUCGAGACCAUCAAGGAACUGAGGCACUCCAGCCUCAACGUGCUCGGCGUGGGGCCCUUGAUUGGGAACCUGAUGGCGCAGUCGGUGAACCCGGAUUUGAAGACCCUGGCAGCUCGUUUCGCCUCCAUGCCCGACUUCGCCUCCAUCACGGAGCAGGUGAUGUCUCGUAAGGGCGUCAUGGUGCAGAGCCGCGUCUUCCUAGAAUAUAUGAGGGAACAGCUCACCGACUCCAGAGGCCGAACUCUCGUGAGGAUCAUCAAGGAGUGUUCCUUCCCGUUCAGCGUGGGCAUCGGCUACCCGACGCACUCACCCUUGAUAAAGAAGUUCAACCGCGUGAUCAACUGGGUCGUCGAGAGCGGACUCUUCCGGCACUGGAAAUCCACGACUCUGAGUAGGAUCAGGAAGUUUAAGAUGGAAAAGGAGAAAUCGGGAGCGAACGCCGACCCCGACUCCCCGGAGGACACGAGCCAGACGACAGGCGUGAUUCCCAUGGGCAUCGACCACCUUCAGGGCAUCUUCCUGGUCCUCAUCUUCGGCCACCUGGCUUCCCUCCUCGUCUUCCUGGCGGAGAGGAUCUACUCGAGGGCGCUGGGUUUUCGCGGUGACUAG